This is a messenger RNA of Sitophilus oryzae (rice weevil), 1100 nucleotides long. Its product is annotated as GDNF-inducible zinc finger protein 1-like. The record is from RefSeq and is a predicted model, not a curated record. The transcript is spliced from 5 exons. Gene Ontology annotation, molecular function: RNA polymerase II transcription regulatory region sequence-specific DNA binding; DNA-binding transcription factor activity, RNA polymerase II-specific. The coding region runs from base 388 to 1074 and encodes 228 amino acids. Gene Ontology annotation, cellular component: nucleus. Lineage: Eukaryota; Metazoa; Arthropoda; Insecta; Coleoptera; Curculionidae. Gene Ontology annotation, biological process: regulation of transcription by RNA polymerase II.
CGACAUAACCCAACAUUUUCAGAUUGUUUACAAAUUUAUUUUAGCAAAUUUUCCCCUGUUGUGCAUAGAAUUGGUUAAAAAAGUAAGAGAAAAUUGCAAAAAUCUGAGUGUUUAUUGAAUACCUAACAAAAUAUGUGCGGGAACUUUGGGUGCACCGAACUUUGAAUAUAUGAGAAACUAAGAAAAAUUCAGUGUUGAAAUAAUUUUCCGUUUUUCUGAAGAAACGGCUGAAGAAAUCUCAGAAAAAGGUCAGAUGUUCCAUAUGUAACUACCAAACUACCAAACAAUACAUAUGUCGGGGUAAUAUACCCAUAUGUCAAACCUAGACGAUAUGUUUACUUGGCACUGGAAGAAAGGCAUGUUUAGUGAAGCUCUGUGAAAAAAAAUAUGUCAAAACUGGGCUUAAAACAUCACCUUCAGAAUGAUCAUGUUGAUUCCAGAUCGAAAGAAGUUCGAAGUAAAAAGUUCGAUGGAAGGAAAAAGGUCUAUAUAUGUACCCUAUGUGACUUUCAAACAAUAUUUAGGAAAAGUCUUGACAAACACCAGCAAAUUCAUUUACCACCGGGAGAACGACAGCAGUUUCCUUGUGCGCAUUGUGACAAGAAAUAUACAUCAAAAACCAACGUACAACACCACCUUCAGAAUAAUCAUAUUGAUUCCAGGGCUAAAGAAUUGAAUAAAUUGCAAAAAAAGGUCUAUAGAUGUUCCACAUGUAGCUACCAAGCACGAGAUAUGUCGGGUCUUAGGCAACACAAUCUUGUUCAUUUGGCGCCGGAAGAACGACAGAUGUUUGCUUGUGCGCACUGUGAGAAAAAAUAUACGUUAAAGAGAAACUUAAGACGUCAUCUUACGGAUGAUCAUACUGAUACCAGAAUGAAGGAAUCGCAGAAAAAUGUCCAUAGAUGUUCCACGUGUAGCUACCAAACACGAGAUAUUUCAACACUUAGGCAACACGAGAAACUUCACUUGGCACCGGAAGAACGACAGAUGUUUGUUUGUACACAGUGCGAUAAAAAGUUUUCCAGAAAAUACGACUUAAAACGUCACCUCAAGCGUCGUAUUCAUUCCAGGUAAAUUAAUUGGUAAUAUAAGAAAUAUUG